AUGACCAAUGCACAAAAUGAACUAAAUUAUUUUACACAUGAUAUUUCAGAACCAGGGUUUGAACAAGUAAUGGAAAAUUAUUCGAAUUUAAUUGAAUAUGAAGAUGAUAUGUUCAAUGAUAAUAUUGAAGAAUAUAAUGGAGAUUAUAUUUCUGAUGAAGAUGAUUUAGAUGAAAUUAUACAAUUAGAUUGUGAAAAUUUGGAUGCUAAUGAAAUAAUAGAUUUUAAUAUCUUUACACAAAAACCAGCAAAUGAAAUAAAUUAUAAUAAUGAUAUAGAAGCUGAGGGUGAACUUGAUUAUGAUAUUAAUGAAGUUAUCAACGCAACUAUAAAUAAUGCAAAAUAA
Molecule: messenger RNA, 345 nt
Organism: Cetraspora pellucida
Lineage: Eukaryota; Fungi; Glomeromycota; Glomeromycetes; Diversisporales; Gigasporaceae
Source: the annotation of a GenBank genome assembly